This is a messenger RNA of Electrophorus electricus (electric eel), 787 nucleotides long. RefSeq names its product apelin receptor early endogenous ligand (gene apela). Gene Ontology annotation, biological process: apelin receptor signaling pathway; heart development. Lineage: Eukaryota; Metazoa; Chordata; Actinopteri; Gymnotiformes; Gymnotidae. The record is from RefSeq and is a predicted model, not a curated record. Gene Ontology annotation, molecular function: apelin receptor binding.
CUUUCCAGAGAGAGGGAGAGAGAGAUCACGUCGUAAAAUCUGGACAGCCUGGGACAUUGGAAGCAGCUGGAAGGUCUUUCCUGGAUUUCCACUGGUGCCGCGUCCCCUCCGUGACUUGAACAUUAACUUCAUACUUUAAAAAUUAAAAAGAGUGACAAGGGACAAGAAAAAAAAGACCGGGAGUAGCUCACACUAUCGUACGGAACGUAACUGGCAUCUGUUCUUCUGAAGAAUCUCUGUGCAGCUUGCGGAGUUAAGCGCCGAAAUAAUCAGAGAUAUCGGCAAUAUGAAAUUCUUACAGCCGCUCUACCUCCUGCUGCUUCUGGUCACAGUGUUGACGCUCGUUAGCGCACAGAAACCAGAUUUUUUGAAUUUGCGGCGAAAAUACCGGAGGCACCACUGCCCACACAAGCGCUGCCUCCCACUUCACUCCAGAGUACCUUUUCCCUGAGGCUACCUCCGUCACUGGCAAUAAAAGAAAUGCAGAGAUCGGGUCUACGGAUCCAGAAAGUGCUGGUCCACACAAGACAAACCUCACGCCAACCGGAGCUGAGAGGACCCACAAAGCAACACAUGCAGCAAUACACCAAAUAACUUCUUACAUACAGAGAUGAUGGAGGACGUCUGUGACUCUUGGUCCUUCUGUGCCACUCUGUGCACAUUUCCAAAUGCAAGAGAAGAGAGUGAACAAAAUAGAUAGCAUUAAAUCUGUGAACAUAGACCAGAACAAACUCCAGAGACACAAAGGAAAACGAAGGCAUAUAACUGACGAACACAGCCAACAAGA